AUGGAGACGACGGCUCGGAAAGGUGAUAAUAGGAAACUGUUUCGCCUAUUUCACAAAGCAACUAUAACUCGAGAAAAGGUCAAUGAAAUGAAACAGAAUAUUAAUGGGGCGUCUGUUAAGGGUAUUAAGGAUCGCCUCAUAAGAUGGAAAGAAUUUUUUGAGGCCGGACUUAAGCACGAUGCGCCAUCUGUUGUCCCGAAUAUAACUGAUUCGCCCGUCGAGCCUUAUGUUCGCAAAUAA
Molecule: messenger RNA, 240 nt
Organism: Dracunculus medinensis (Guinea worm)
Lineage: Eukaryota; Metazoa; Nematoda; Chromadorea; Rhabditida; Dracunculidae
Source: the annotation of a GenBank genome assembly